Molecule: messenger RNA, 3600 nt
Organism: Nerophis lumbriciformis (worm pipefish)
Lineage: Eukaryota; Metazoa; Chordata; Actinopteri; Syngnathiformes; Syngnathidae
Source: RefSeq, a predicted model, not a curated record
AUGGGCAACGCCAGCUGGAGGAGCCAAGCCUCCUCCGAGGAUACGGACUCCUCACUACAAGGGGACCUUGAGGAUGAUUACUCAGACUCGCAGCGGUCCCAUCUGUCCUCAUUUACCAUGAAGCUGAUGGACAAGUUCCAUUCUCCCAAGAUCAAGAGGACUCCAUCCAAGAAAGGCAAGCAACUGCAACCCGAGCCCGCCGCCAAGAGCGCUGAAAAGCCUGCCAACAAGAAGGUGAGUCGACUGGAGGAGCACGAGAAAGAGGUGGUGAGCGCCCUUCGCUACUUCAAGACAAUCGUGGACAAGAUGGUGGUGGAGAAGAAGGUUCUGGAGAUGCUCCCCGGUUCGGCCAGCAAAGUGCUGGAAGCCAUUCUGCCUCUAGUUCAGGGGGAGGCCCGCAUACAGCAUAGUUCAGCAUUGUCUUCCUGCCACAACCGGGUGUACCAGAGUCUGGCUAACUUGAUCCGCUGGGCCGACCAGGUAAUGCUGGAUGGCAUCGACCUGGACGACAAGGAGAACGUGACGUCGGUCACCAACGUCAUCAAAGCGGUACUGGACGGCGUCAAGGAGCUGGUGAAGCUGACCAUUGAGAAACAAGAGCAGCCGUCGCCCACUGGAUCCAACAAGCCGGCACCACCCAUCAUUACAGCAGAGAGCAGCGCACCUUCAGAGGUGCCCUCAAUAGAGCGGGAGUCGGAGGUGACGAAGAAAGCUCCAGUGGCAGCUCCUGCCGAGGCACCCUCGGACGCACCCGACGAGGAAAUAGCCCCUCCGAAACCUCCCCUCCCUGAAGCCAAGAUGGCAGAACUCAGAGCACAGUUGAGUUGUGACGGUGGCCAAAGGAAGCCCACUCUCAAGGAGAACCCUCCGCCGGCCCUCCCGCCCAAGAAGCGUCAGUCGGCCCCUUCACCAACGCGGGUGGCAGUGGUCGCCCCCAUGAGCCGGGGAUCCAGUUUGCCAUGCAGCGUCCACAGACAGCAGCACGAUUACGAGCAGGAGUUUGUCCAGCGGCGCUUCUCGGGAGGCAGCCAGUCUUACGGCGGGGACUCCCCGCGCCUGUCCCCUUGCAGUAGCAUGGGCAAGCUCAGCAAAUCGGAUGAACAGCUUUCCUCCAUGGAGCAGGACAGCGGCCAGUGUUCUAGGAACACCAGCUGCGAGACGCUAGACAACACAGAAAACUACGACCCCGACUACGACUUCCUCCACCAGGACCUCUCAGUCGGGGAAAACCUGCCCGCUAUCCCAACGGGCGGUUGCCUCAGCCCGCUGCCGGAGUCGCAAAGCGAGUCGUCUUCGCCGGUCCCCGGGCAGCAGCCAUCACAACCUCGCUUCAGCGCGCCACCGCCAGAGUACUGGACGCCACAACCCGGCCACCUCAACCCACUCUCGCGCAUUAGUGCGCCGCCCGCUUUGCCCCAGAAAAAGCGGCGCAGCACGCAGACGCCGCCCUUCCCCGACGGGGGCUCCAAGGUGUACGAGCGCUACCCUUCCCAGUACGACAACCUGUCCGAAGAGGAACCGCCACCCUUUCCGCUUUUCACGCCCAUCUCGCCCAUGCCGCAGACCAACGGCGGUGUUUUUGUCGCGCACUAUAUUUGCGCUGACAACGCCGACGUGUCCGCUAGCCCACCUCCACUCCCGGAAAAGAAAAGUAAACACAUCUUGCAGUACAUGCAGUUUGUGGAGGAUUACUCGGAGCCGCAGCCGUCUGUCUUCUACCAGAUGCCGCAGAGCGAGAGCAUCUACGAGCAGCGUAACAAGCGCUUCCAGGAGGUCUAUGGUUUCAAUGACUCCUUCAGCAGCACCGACUCGGUCCACGAGCCGCUCCUGCCACCUGCACUGCCGCCCAAGCAACGACAACUGGCCUCCCACUCCUCUUCCCCUUCUUCUUCUUCCUCUUCUUCGCUCUCCUGCCACCUCCAGCCGUCAGUAGCGGCCAUGGAGGAGGCGGGCUCUGGGCUCGGGCUCAGCAUGUCCAUCUCUAACUCCUACCUGAUUGGCCAAGCCGCCUUGACCACGCCCAUGAGUGUGGACCGGGCCGGUUUGACCGACGCCACCAUUCCAGACGACGAGCGGGGAGGCCCCCCAUCGGGCUCGGCCCCGUCCGAGUCGCCACUCGGUGAAUCGCUUCACGUGAGCGAGAGUGCAAAUGACGAGGGUGGGGAGGGCGAGUAUGUCAACUUGUACUCGUCCAGCCAGGCCAAUGGCGAGCUGCCUCUCUCCCUCAGAGAAACCGUCACGGCUGACGAUGUGCUCCGAGACCCCGCCCCUCUUUCGCCAUCAGCAAAUAGCAAAGAAGCCAAGGAAGUGGAGAGGAGGCAAAAGUCCGCCGAGUCGACAGAGGACAGCGAGGAAAAUGUGGACGAGCUCUCUCUCAUCGACCACAAGGAAAUCAUGAGCAGGCUAACGCUAAAACAGGAAAAUGACGACGGACCGGAUGUGCGCGCUGGCUCGGGAGACAUUUUAUUAGUCCAUGCCACAGAGACGGACCGCAAAGACCUGGUUUUAUACUGCGAAGCUUUUUUGACCACGUAUCGGACCUUUAUAAGCCCUGAGGACCUCAUCAAGAAACUACACUACAGAUACACAAGCUUUUGUCACAGUCCAGACACGUUCAAGAAGCGCGUCAGCAAGAACACCUUUUUCGUUUUGGUGCGUGUGGUGGAUGAACUCUGCCUGGUGGAACUGACAGAGGACAUCCUGAAGCAGCUGAUGGACCUGGUGUUCACACUGGUGUGCAACGGGGAACUAAGCCUGGCUCGGGUCCUGCGCAAGAAUAUCCUGGACAAGGCGGAGCAGAAGAAGCUGCUGCGCUACACCAACUCACUCAAACCGCUGGCCGCCCGCGGCGUCUCGGCCAGGCCCGGAACGCUGCACGAUUUCCGCAGUCACGAGAUCGCCGACCAACUCACGCUUCUUGACGCCGAGCUAUUCUACAAGAUUGAGAUUCCCGAGGUGUUGCUUUGGGCCAAAGAGCAAAACGAGGAGAAGAGUCCCAACCUGACGCAGUUCACAGAGCACUUUAACAACAUGAGCUACUGGGUGCGCUCAUUAAUCAUUCAGCAAGAAAAAGCCCAGGACCGAGAGAAGCUACUGCUCAAGUUCAUCAAGAUCAUGAAGCACUUGAGAAAGUUAAACAACUUCAACUCCUACCUGGCCAUCCUGUCCGCGCUGGACUCUGCACCCAUUCGUAGAUUGGAGUGGCAGAAACAGACGUCAGAGGGAUUGGAAGAGUACUGCACGUUGAUCGACAGCUCGUCGUCCUUCCGAGCGUACCGGGCCGCUCUAGCCGAAGUGGAGCCUCCCUGCAUCCCGUAUCUGGGUCUUAUCCUGCAAGACCUGACCUUCGUCCACUUGGGCAACCCCGACCUCAUCGAUGGCAAAGUCAACUUUUCCAAGCGGUGGCAACAGUUCAACAUCUUGGACAGCAUGCGUCGCUUCCAGCAAGUGCACUACGAGCUGAAACGCAACGACGACAUUGUCUCUUUCUUCAACGACUUCAGUGACCACCUAGCCGAGGAGGCGCUUUGGGAGCUGUCGCUAAAAAUCAAGCCGCGAAACAUCGGUCGACGCAAGACCGAGCGGGAUGAGAAGACUUAA